UUUUAAUAUUCAAAGUCCCUCCGGCCACCUCAACAAGAGCUAGCUUGAGAUUGAUCGAAGAAAAGAAAUCAUGGCGGAUGAUGAAUCCUCAUCUCGGCCCUCCAUAGGGUUUCCUUUAGGUUUAGCUCUUCUUUUGAUGAUGUUGUUCUUCAUGAGCGCCUUCUUCUCUUGUUGCCUCCACUGGGACAAGCUCCGAUCCCUCCUCCAUCCUUCCCGCCACCUCGACGCCGAUUUAGAGGCAGAUAUCAAGCCUCUUCCGCCACACAAGAUGCCAAAGCAAGAAGAAAGCCAAAGCUUUUCAGUAUUGAUGCCCGGGGAUCAGGUUCCAAAGUUCAUAGCAAUGGCUUGUCCAUGUCGGCCUCCGAUUUACGAAAAAGCUCAAAUUUGAGGUGCACAAGCCGAAAUUUUCAUCACGUACAAUAUAUAGAUCCGGCGCAACCUAAAUCAUAGGUAUUGCAUGGAGCGCAACGAUCUAGACCGUUCAUUUAAAUCAUAACCUUCAGAAGUGAUUCAACGGCACCCAAUAUAACACCUUAAGUAGUGCACCGAAUUCAAAUCAUAUACUUUGAAGGCAAAGGACAUCAAUCUCACACCCAUUGGCUAUUUAAUUACAUGUUACGUGUAUAUGUAAAUUAGAAAAGAUGGCAAGUGAUGAUGUGAAAGUCAUUUGAAAGUUGAUUGGUGCGUCUACACGCGUGCUUGCACUUGUCUUCUUUUAUUGCAAAGUUGUUGUUGUUGUUGUUGGCUUGAAUCAUGUAACUUCAAAAGGAUAGGUUUUCUAGAGUUUAUUCUAUUUUAUUCGUCCUAAACUCCACAUAAAGAUUCCCAAUUCCCGGCAUUGAAAAAAAAAGGGGGGGAAAAAUAGCUCCAAUUCCGACCCGUUGGGAUUUGUAUUUAUAGUCAGAAGUGUUGUUAGUCCACCUAACACUUAUUAAUUAGGUAAGCUAUUAACUAAUUAAACUUAUUUAUCAUAUU
This is a messenger RNA of Corylus avellana, 975 nucleotides long. RefSeq lists its product as uncharacterized. NCBI's taxonomy places the organism in Eukaryota, Viridiplantae, Streptophyta, Magnoliopsida, Fagales, Betulaceae. The record is from RefSeq and is a predicted model, not a curated record.